UACAAUCGCGACGGGGCUGUAGUGUGUACUGAAGCCACAAGAAAGCAACCCGACCCGAUCGGCCCGAUCCGACCCGAUCGCGUAUGUGGGCACCCCCUAUAACCUCUAUGACUCUAUGGCGUCGGCCUAUAGUUUUUUUUAUAAAUCCUCAUAAGAAUAAACCAACAAUAAAACUCAGAAAAUUUAAUUUAUUGAUUUUUUUUUUUACGUGGAGGACAAGUUAUCACACAGACAUGCUUUCGGGUGUUUUGAAGAAGAUACCGAAGAAGCCUAGAGCCAAGGCUAAUAUUAUUUUGCAGGCCUAGAUUCUAGAUUAGAUUUAGUUUGUCUAGGACUUUGCGAUGAAUGAUUCAGGCUUCGGGAAAAGAAUAAAAAUAAAGUAAAUAAGACGCUCAGUUUUGGAACGAUUUAUACCUCCAUUUUAAUCGAAAGGUUUGGAUUCCUUUCUUAGAACUUGUUUUGGUAAAUUAGGCCUAAACGAAGGUAGCAGUAACACCAGAGAGUUUACAGUAAACCCUCUCUGGUAACACUCCGCAGUGUAGAUACUGGGCCUAUAUUGAGCAGGGGAUGCACUUCCUCAUAAGGUGUUAACGGGUCUAUCUGUUAUCAAUGGCUGGCCUGCUGUCGUAGAACAGUGCAUUGUUGACAAAUGAAGAUGCUUUGACGGCUUGUGAAUCAUAACGUAUCACAUCGUCCGAUCAUGUUUUCCAUACCGUAUUCCUAGCAGAAAGAGAAUCAGUUAAACAGUUAAAAUGGUACAGACGUAUCAGUCACCCGUAAGGGUGUAUAAGUACCCUUUUGAGCUGGUGAUGGCAGCAUAUGAAAAGCGUUUUCCCACAUGUAAGAUGAUUCCUGUUUUCCUUGGUAGCGACAUCAUGCACGAAUUCAAGUCCAAGGAUGGCGCAGAGCAUAUAGUUGAGCGCAGAUGUAAACUAAAUGUAGAUGCCCCUUAUCUUUUGAGAAAGCUGGCUGGUGUUGAGUAUGUAAUCUUCAUUCAAAAGAAUCAUCUCAAUCGUCGCAAGAGGACCUUAGAUAUCUUUGCUCACAAUGAGAGUUUCUCCUCCCGCAUCACCAUCAAUGAACACUGCCACUACUCAGUUCACCCUGACAACCCCACGUGGACUUGCUUUGAGCAGGAUGCCAGCCUAGACAUUAAACAUUUCUUUGGCUUUGAGAGUACAGUGGAGAAAAUUGCAAUGAAGCAGUACACUGCUAAUGUGAAGAAGUGGAGACCCCAAGCUGCUCCUACGGAGGUGACCAGAACAUCAACAAGAUUGAUGAUGACUACAUUGCUCGGUUUUUGGGUCACCUGACCACGGUUGAGGAGAGCCAGCUUGUGCAGCUGCGACGCUGGCUCCAGAAGACUCACAAGGGAAAGAUCCCAAAGGAUGCCCAUAUUCUGAGAUUUCUGCGUGCUCGUGAAUUUAAUGUGGAGAAAGCUCGUGAGAUGCUGGUGCACUCAUUGGCUUGGCGGAAACUUCACAACAUUGACCGCAUCUUGGAUGGCUACAAACCACCAGAGAUCCUGGAGAAAUACUACCCUGGGGGCUGGCAUUAUUGUGACAUUGAUGGCAGGCCUCUGUACAUUCUGAAGCUGGGACAGAUGGAUGUGAAAGGUCUGAUGAGAUCUGUGGGAGAAGAAGCAAUUCUCAGACAUGUCUUGGCCGUGAAUGAGGAGGGUCUGAGACGUGCAGAGGCAGCCACUCAGAAGAGAGGACAUCCAGUGAGUGCAUGCACCUGCAUUGUGGACCUGGAAGGCCUGAGCAUGCGUCACCUGUGGCGGCCGGGCAUCAGAGCCUUGCUGCGGAUCAUUGAGACGGUGGAGGCAAACUACCCUGAGACCAUGGGCCGCCUGCUCAUUGUGCGGGCCCCGCGUGUCUUCCCGGUGCUCUGGACGCUGGUCAGUCCGUUCAUCGAUGAAAACACGCGCAACAAGUUCAUGAUCUACGGUGGUAAAGAUUACCUUGGACCAGGGGGGCUGGUUGAAUUCAUGGACAAACAGUACAUUCCUGAUUUCCUUGGAGGCGACUGCUUCUGCGAUGUGUCUGAGGGUGGCCUGGUGCCCAAGUCGUUGUACCAGGAGGAACUGGUGGACAAGUCGCCUGAGGAGCAGCCAUUAAGUACUGACAGCCUCUACCAGACAGCAGCGGUGGUGAAGGAGUUCCCACAUGAGGUUCUCAUGGAGGUCCCUGAAAAAGGCAGUGUGGUCACCUGGGACUUUGACAUCUUGAAGGGUGAUGUGACCUUCACAGUUUUCUUCUGUCGCAAGUCAGUGGCAUCUCAACCUUACCACCAACACCAUGUGAGCGGCCCGUCCGGCGGUGGCUUGGGAUCAGUGCAGUACAUCGACAAGUCUUUGAUGGUGGGCCGGGACCUUAGCAUUGUGGAGCCGCCGAAUAUAUGCAGGGAUGGAGACAGCGUACAGGGCUCCCAUGUGACGUCACAGCCUGGCCGGUACAUCCUCCAAUGGAAGUACUUUGACAGCACCAAGCCAUCCUUUGACUUUGCCCUCACCUCCCACAAGUCCAAGGUGAUGUACCACACGGAGCUGCUGCCAUCCGCUGCCUUCAAAGGAUCCAUGUCCAGCCUGCAAUCUUGCCAGAGUGGCUUCUCCUCCCUGUCUGCCGGCACCAACAGCACCCAGUCCCUGGCUGGCUCCUGCCCUUCCAGAUCUCUUACAGUCCCCCCAAGAUGACCAGAAAGUUGAUGGUCAAGGACUCGGAGUCUCACACAAGCAAUAUUGUUCCUCCUCAGGCUGCCUCUUGGCUCCCUCUUCUUGUUUGCUCCCUGACCCAUGACCCCUUACCUAUGGAGAUGACCACGCUCACCUGACCAAAUGCACUAGUUGGUUUUCUGUAUAACCUUUACUUUUUAAUCUGUGUAUGUUGUUGGAAGGCUAGUAGAUAUUUUUUAUGAAUCUGAAUGAAGUGCGGUUAGUGUGUCCUUUAUUAAACUGGAUAUGCCAGUACAUUUUAAAAAAUACACUUUGAACCAGCUAUGAAUGCAUGUUAUGACUGUGUUGGGUGGUAUAUUUAUAUGAGGCUAUGUACUGCCUAACUUGAGUGACCAUCUAUGAUCUGUUCUGAUCAUGAGAGCCUCACUACUGUUAAUGUGUGUGUUAUGAUCGUAUAGUAAAUAUAUACUUUUUCUUACAUAUAUGCCCAGGGGUUUAUUAAUUAGUUUUUUUUAACCCUGCUCAUUCCUACCAAUUGGCACUUUGUAUUUAGACGUUCCUACAAAAUUUGCAGCAUUUUAAAUUCUAAAUUCAAAUGUCGGUGAAAACAAACAGGAAAAAGGCUGCUUGCCACCCAAAGUCCUUUCUUGGUUAUCUUUUAUCUUCUCCCCCUCCCCCCAAUUGAAAUAUUUCUGCAUUCUUAUUACUGUUAUUAGUAAAUGAUUCAUCCGAGUAUAAUGAUGGACCGUCUGGAUGAAGCUACUAUAAUUGUCCAGUAAUUGACUGUUCUAAUCAUAUUAGUCCUACAUUCCUCUGCUCUUUCAAGUUAUGAGGUGGGCACUCUUUAUCCCGCUCCCUAGUUAAGCCGUCUUCACUUUUUCGCAAAAUUUUCCACAAGUUUAUGUGCGCAGUUUGUGUUAAUCGAAACUGUUUAUGUUAAACAAAGUUUUUUUUUGGUUGAAAUUUGUUUUCAUGAAUCAUGCCAUAAUUUUUUAUUUUUUCAGAAAACUUUGGUUUUGUCAUUUCAUUAGUUUAGCUUUAUUCUGAUAAUUAUUGUACCUCCACCUUGCAAAUGAAAGAUGCAAGUUUGGUUCCCUUGUGGGGACAAUAUUUUGUGAAAUAUCUCCAUCUUUCUCCUAGGAUGUAGUACCCCAGUUAGUUCUGGUUGGACCUGAACUGGAUUGAGGCAUCGUUUUCAUGAAGUGAUCUAAUUUGUAUUGAAGUAGUGUAAAAAACGUUGACAAACGACAUUAGUCAAAAUUUACUUACUGACCCUGCGGUCAUGUGUAUGAUGCUGUCGGAUGUGAUAACUUGCAGAUUUCAAUACUUAUACCUUUUAUUAGGGGAACCACAUUCCUACUAAGAACACACCAUCUCCUACACAGAGCACAUCACACUCCUGCUCAGAUCACACCAUGCUCAUAGGUCUGCUCGGAACACACCACUCUCCUGCUCAGAACACACCACACUCCUGCGUGGAGCUAACCACACUCCAACUCCAACUCGGAGCACACCACACUCCUACACAUAACACACCGCACUCCUACACAUAACACACCGCACUCCUACUUGGAGAACACCACACCACCAUUCUGGUUUACCCUGCAAAAGGUUACUGUUGAUAGCCAUUUGGGACUCAGGAAAAAAUUUUGGCCUCUUUUCAACUGCUUGUGUUUAGAUCAUGCUUUUUUUCUUUCAGACAUUGAUAUGUUUAUCAGUUAGAUAUUACUUUUAUAGACAUUUAACUACUUCUGAUUGUUUUGUUUUUCCCUUUAACUUUCUUUACCCCAGCUUCUGUAUGUAUAUGUUCAAUUCAGAGACAAGAACUACUCCCCUGUAGCUUUUUUGUAUGUUCCAUUCCCAUGAAAUCCCUUUGACGAUCAUGUUUGAAACUCAGGACCUCUUUGCUCCUUGGUCUUGCUUUAUAUGGAUCUGUCCAGUGACCAAAGAUUUUAAUCUUCCUUCAGUUUUCUUUGUGCAGAUUUUUUGUUGCCUGUAGAGCUCUAUAAUAAAUGUGAGGGAAUGUGUAAUUUUUGGAAAAGUUAGAAGACCACAGCUGUAACUUUUUUUCCUUAAAAUUUGAUCUGUUCCCCCUUUCGGCGAGCACUAUGUGAACAUCUUUAUAUUGACUUGGUGUUGUGAUUUUGUUCUUUAAGACACUAAAAGUUCUUUGAGACAAGCCAAUGUUUGCUCAUGCUUGUUUGUGGCUAGUUAAGAGAGGAACUUAUUCUUCUCGUCUUAUACAGAGGUGCCAAUUCCGUGGAUAAAUUUGGAAGUUUAGAUUUCUGAAAUUGUUUAGAUAUUGCAUUUUAUUUUAGAAUAGUGUUGAGCGACUCAAGUUGUAUCAGGCAAUAUGAUCCACAAUUUUUGAGUCCCCAUGUGCAUGUUUUCAUACAGUGUCUGAACAUUUUAGUAUUUUUUUUUCUAGCCAGUUGGUGCCUCUGUAUGAGUACAACUACAAAAACCAUGUAGUCUCUUUCACAUAGAUAUGUCUUCUUUGAUUUCAAUUCAAUCUUUUGUCAUUCUCUAUGUUGCAAUGCUGAACAUUUCAUAAUUUUUCCCAAUUUUCUUUUUGCUUUCAUGCCUAUUACAUUGGUCUUGGUGUUAUGCACAAAAUUGAUCAUGUGAAUCAACACCAAGGGAGUAGUUGUAAAUGUUAGUAAAGAGCUUGAGAGGAUGGAAGUUUUGAAGCUGUGCUUUACAGAUUUUGAAUGCAAGCGAUAGGUCUCUGUUGAUCUGUGUGUGAGCGGUAAACAUCCUGGUGAUAACCCUCAGAUAUUACAAAUGGAUCUCAAUAGGAUAAAAUGCUACUAGUCUGUAGGCCUAUUGUGGUAUACUCCUCUAUGUGAAAUGAGUUGGUAGAAUUCCUUACUGAAGACACUCAGACCACUGAUCAAUGCAUUUGUAUUGUUUCUUUUCUUUCUAGUCAAUUCCCAGAUAUAUGUACAAUAAUAUAAAUAUAUGUAUGUUAUAGGUAAUGGAGAAUGUAGUAUAUACUUAAACUAACACAUUGGUUCACCAGUUCGCCAUUUUCAGAGAGGUAACACUUCACGUCUAUUUUUCUGCUAAUAUCAGUGUGCACUUUGAUGAUUACUUUCUGAAAAGAUCAAUUGAACAGCCAGCCAAUCAAUUGCUAAAUUUCAUUUGCAGUAGUUAAAGUGUCCCCCAUAGACUGGCGAGCAUUCACUUUUUACAACUUUGAUUGUUUAUAUUGUUUAGCUAAUAGGAUACUGCUCCAUUGAGGUCACAUAUAUAUUUUCACCUAGCAGAAAUAGCAAAAAGGUUGCAAGCAACAAAAACAUCAUCUUGGUUGCUAUGUUGGACGCUGAUUUUUGUCUGUCCAUCUGCAUGUAUGAGCCAGGAAUUUGAAUUUAAAAAACACUCCCAGGAGGAUAAAUCCACCCUUAUGUACAUUUCCAUUUUCGCAGUUUAUGGACCAUUUUUUCAAAUGCAAUGUGUAUCUACAUCUUUAUAAUUUUUGGUCAGUUAUAGAUUUAUGCAGCACUGCUGAUCUGCUAACAUUUGUUUUUAGAAUAAAAAUGCAUUUUUCCUCUUGAUGGAUCAGAGGUAUUUUUUGUCUGUGGUGAGAGAGUUCUUUCAUGAAUCUUGAAAAGUAAUACAUUGAGUCAUCUUAAUGGUGACUUGCUUGUGUAUGUGUACUGUUUAUUUGGAAGAAACAUUGAUUGUUGUAUGUCGUGUCUGCUUGGAAGAAAGAAUGAUCUGAGAAGAUAGGAUCUUCUUAUUUCAGACUUUCCAUUAUUUUACCUUCAGAAUUUUCCAGCACUCUCUGUAAGAAUCAGAGUUGAGUAAAAGGGCUUUGUACAACUAUAUGUGAUAUUGAAAAUGUUUCAAAUUACUUGAAAUGUGUGUAUGAGAUUGUCACUUUCCUGAUGUCUUUUUUUUUUCUCCAGGAAUGAUAGAUGAAAUUUGUUGAACCUAACAAUUUUGUAGUAAACAUCUCCUGUACUUGUUGAACAAUUUGGGAGGCCAGUAAAGCACAAGUCCAUGCAAACCAGUUUAUUUAUGUUCACUGUUGAUAUGUGUACAAAUGUUCACAGUUGAUGUACAUGCAAACUUUCCGUAAGGAUAAGUCUUCAUUGAAGUUCUUGUAAUCCCAAUGUGCCCAUUGUCAACUAUCGAGGCUUGCUCUCUCAAACCCCAUUCCAUCCACUCCACUCAUAAUCCUCUUUUCAUGUUGAAUCCUCACAUUAAAUUCAUCUUUAUUAAUGCACUUACAUUCAUGCCCCUGAAUUCCUAUAAUAAUGAUAAUAAUAAUAAUAUUAAUAAUAAUAGUAAUAGUAAUAAAUUAUAAUAAUGAUAGUUCAUUUGUCAAUAUAUAAUUUCCAAUGCAUCUGCAGAGGAGAAUAAUUCUUGAUCAAAAUAGAAAAAAUAAAGAUAACUUGUGGCUUAAGGGACAACAUUUUUACUAAAGACAAACUGAAACAACUUUUGUCACAGGCAGUAAGUAUGAGACAAAAGAUUCAUGUUCAACUGCUGGCACACUCGAUUACGUAAGCCGUUGCCAUGGAAACGGUGGCCAUCUUGAAAAUUGGAUUGCAUUUUUUUUCUCCAUCAUUUCUAUAGUUUUUAACUUUUUAAAAUUCUGUAACUUGCAAAAGGUCACAAAUCAGUAGAUGUUUGCAGCUGGCUAUUUUGAUUUUUGAUACUAUACUUAGAAAGUAUCCAGAAUUGUUCUCAAAGUUGGGAUAUUGAAUUUGAUCUUUAAAAAAUAUUUUUGGCAUGGAAAAAACAUUGUAAAAACAAUUCUAAAGCAAAAUGUACAAUAUCAACCAACCCACUAUGAGUACAAACUAUUUUCCCCUCUACAUGCCAAAUUUCAAGUCUCUGUGUUGGGAAAUUUAAAAAAAUGGUGGAGAAAAAAACCCCCGGCACAUGCCAGCAAAAAGUGGUGAAAAAAUGUGUUUUGAGAAAAACAAGGUUAAGCAUAGAAAAUGCUAGUACACAACAUAAAACCCAGUGAAAUUGAAUUCUGUUUAUGUUACUCACUCAGCGACUAGUGUCAAUAAAAUCUAGACUGAAUGAGGGAUUGCAAAAAUACCAAAAGUAAAAAGCGCUCAAGAGUGAGUGAAAAUCGGUCCCCGAGGCCGUAGACCUGACUUGUGAGCCCCUUUAAGCUACGGCCAAUGAGACAAAUUCUGGUGGAGAAGAGUUUGCCUCAUUUUGAGCAUUUAAAAGUUAAAUUUCCACUUGUGGGUAUGCACAGUUUGCCAGCUUCUCUUUUGGCCUCAGCAUUUCUUAUUCUUGAAGCCUCAUGUGAUUUGUUGCUCUUUAACUGAGUCUUUCGGGAACUUGGCUCUCCCAUGUCAAAGGCUUAAUGCUGAAGUCCUUCAGAGACAUUUUCAGGGUGCCUUUACAGCACUUUUUAAAAAAAUGUCUUAACUUAACACUUCCCUGAAGGCAGAUCAGAACAGAAUGCUGCCUUUGUGAUUCUGUGGUCAGGCAUUCUUAUGACAUUACCAGUCCAGAGAAGUUGAGUCUUUUCGAUAUUAGAGACUCUUGGCUUUUGCAAGAAUUCUUAUAGAGAACAAUCAACUAAAUGAAGUACUUGUUUUUACAGCCUAUUGGUGUAUUGGUAUUGCUCAGGCUCUGGGAUACAUACAUUAAACUACCAGGUGCAUUUUGAGAAAACUGAAGUAUUUGGCAAGGGAGAAAUAUUGUAGCUUAUGCAGUUGCGAGCGCCGUAAAACCUCUACUAAAACAAAACAAGAAAUGUUGUAGUGGUUGUCACAAUGGCCAGAGUGAUGAAUUUAUUCCUUUGGAUCACGUGAUAUUCCUCUCUGUGUGUGUUCAGCUCAGUGCAUGAGGCUGCUGCUUCUCACCUAGUUACCUUUCACAAGGGCAGCUUCUUUUGCCUAUUGUUUCAAAGUUGACAUGUUUAAGGUCCAACUUUUUUUGUCUGUGCCUCUCAGUACUUUGUUUUUAUAAAGUUUGGUUGACAAAUGGAUUUAGUUGUUGAUGUACUAUUCACUGGCAAUAAUUUUAGAAGACAUUUAUUAAUCUAGUAAGACACAUUUUUAAAAGGCAGUGUAUAGAUAUAUGGUAUGAAUAUUUUUAGAUUGCCUAAAAGGGUGAGUUGACCCAAUACUGUGCAAGCAGUGUAUGCAUGGUAACAAAAUUGUAAAUGAAAUAAUAGGUCUAGUUUUCCACAUAUUUAACACUGUUUACACUCAUCACAUAUAUGCCCGUAUGGGAGUGGCCAUAUUUUUAGCCGAGCUAAUAAGCGAGUAGUGAUCACAUUGUUAGUAAUGUGAAAACAACAUUUUUUUCAUCUCUUAUUACCAUAUAAACAAGUACAUGUAUUAACUCUUUAUCUCCCCCAGCGGCUCGUGGUCAGAACUGUUUUGCCGGUGAGCCGCUGACAGUGGCUUGGGCACAUUCCUUUUCGACGACUUCGACAUCAAAUUACUUUUCGGCAAUUGCCGAAAACAGGUUUCUUUCAACGGAAGUUCAUUCAUUAGAUGAAGUACUAUCAUAAUAGGUUCGCAAGUUUAGAUUUAAUGACCUAUUUAGUGACGUUUUUGUCAUUUUUAGAUUUAGUACCAAAAAAGGGCCCCGGCAUUGUGGGUUUACCCCCCUCGGAGAUAAAGAGUAAACAAGCUAUGUUAAAAGAUUUGGUUUCUAUUCAUUGGUAUUCUUGUAACUGUUCAAUUUAUUCAAACAGCUGGUUGUUCAACAUUAGUCAGUGAUGACUGGUUAUAUACUUCUAUGUUGUUUUUUUUUGGCUUUCUGAGUCUUUAUGAAAGUAAACUUAACAGUUCUGAAUCUAACGUUAAGAAAUUAAGUACAUAUGUUUCACACAAUUUAACGAUCAGUGCACGCUGCACGUUUUAACGAUUGUAUAAUUGUGCAGCAAUCAUAUUUUAUAUUUUUGAAAUAAUAAAAAAAAAAAAAAAUUCACUUCCAUCUUUAUUCAUAUAUUUUCAAAAGUAUAAAAAUAUGAAAAUUAAAAUUAAAAUAUGAAACUGAAGAGUCCACAAGAAUAACACAAUGCUGGGUAUCAAACUCAAGUUCACAAAGUAGAAUUUACAUCUAAUUUAUUUUGUAUUUUUGAAAUUAUUU
Messenger RNA from Aplysia californica (California sea hare), 9754 nucleotides. RefSeq names its product SEC14-like protein 1. The record is from RefSeq and is a predicted model, not a curated record. Gene Ontology annotation, cellular component: cytoplasm. Lineage: Eukaryota; Metazoa; Mollusca; Gastropoda; Aplysiida; Aplysiidae.